Molecule: messenger RNA, 1080 nt
Organism: Aspergillus fijiensis CBS 313.89
Lineage: Eukaryota; Fungi; Ascomycota; Eurotiomycetes; Eurotiales; Aspergillaceae
Product: glycoside hydrolase family 27 protein
Exons: 3
Coding region: 1-1080 (359 amino acids)
Biological process (GO): carbohydrate metabolic process
Molecular function (GO): hydrolase activity, hydrolyzing O-glycosyl compounds
Source: RefSeq, a predicted model, not a curated record
AUGGGCUGGAACUCGUGGAACGCAUACAAGGCCAACAUCAACGAGUCGGUGGUCGUUCAAAGUGCGCAGCUCCUCACUACACUGGGGCUGAAGGAUGCCGGGUAUGACUACGUCCUCGUGGACGACGGGUGGGCCGACUACAGUCGCACAGCGGAAGGCUACCUGCAAGCCAAUGCAACCUCCUUCCCCAGUGGGAUUCCCGCUCUGGCAGACAAAAUCCACGCCCAGGGCCUAAAGCUCGGACUGUACGGCGACAGCGGCAUGCUGACGUACCUUGGCGGCCUGGGGGUGGAUUACUGGAAAUACGACAACUGCGGCGGCUACCAGGCGAUGACCGAGGCGCCGCAGGUCCGGUUUGGAAUCAUGCAAAAAGCCCUGCAGCUGGUCGGGCGCGAGAUCCUGUAUUCCGUCUGUGAGUGGGGCUAUCAGUUUCCCUGGCACUGGGGUGGAGAAAUUGGUCACUCCUAUCGUAUGUCAGGGGAUAUCACCAACGUCUUUGCGAACGAAACGGGCUGUCCCUGCAAGACCGCCUACUGCUUGAACACCGGCUACGCGAGCUGCUCGGUGAUGAGCAUCAUUCGAAAGAUGCGCGAGAUUAGCCAGUACCAGUCCCGUGGGCACUGGAUGGACAUGGACAUGCUGGAAAUCGGCAACGCGGAGAUGACGCUGUAUCAGCAGCAAACGCACUUCGCCUUUUGGGCGGCGCUCAAGUCGCCGCUUAUCAUCGGAGCAGAUUUGUCCAAGCUUUCUGAUGACGCGUUGAAGGUCCUUACGAACAAACAGAUCAUUGCAAUCAGUCAAGAUCCACUUGGACAGCCGGCCAAUUAUGUCCAGAACGCCAGCUCGGAGGGUUCGUCACAGGUGUGGGCGGGCAGCGUGGAGAAUGGAUACGUGGUUCUCCUGCUAAAUGAGAAGAGCUACCCACAAGAGUUGAAGGUAGAUUUCGAGACUCUCGGACUGCAGCUCUCUAUUACUGUCAACGUUACGGAGCUGUGGACCAGAAGAUCUCUGGGGAAGAUCGGGUCAUUUUCAGGCACACUGCAGGCGUAUCAGACCCUUGUUUUCAGGCUGUAUAUGUGA